This is a messenger RNA of Gossypium arboreum, 2191 nucleotides long. RefSeq names its product pentatricopeptide repeat-containing protein At1g80150, mitochondrial. Gene Ontology annotation, molecular function: protein binding. The record is from RefSeq and is a predicted model, not a curated record. NCBI's taxonomy places the organism in Eukaryota, Viridiplantae, Streptophyta, Magnoliopsida, Malvales, Malvaceae. The coding region runs from base 290 to 1507 and encodes 405 amino acids. The transcript is spliced from 2 exons.
CAUUUCUCUUUACUGAAGUUUAUUUUCUGGGGUUUUUUAAUAUACUUUGCCUUUUAAUCUGCGUUUCUGAGCUGUUCAUUUCAUUCAAGAUAUUGGGUUUUGGUUUUCAUUUUCAAACUCAAAUCUGGGUAUUGUGUUUUUUUGAUGAUUUGUUGAUAAUGGUGCCUUUGGAGAAUCGGUUCUUGUAAUAUCUGGGUAUGAUUGAUUAUAUUAGGUUCAUGUCUUUGGGACUGUGAUUCUUAAUUUUGUUAAAUGGGUAAUUAAGAGUUUUGUAGAUGGUGUCUUAUGGAUGAGAGGAUAUCAGAACAUGUUAUUUCUGCGACAAAUUCGCAGAUUUUUUCGCAUUGCAGCUCACUCAAAGCAAUUUCCGAAGACAAUACCUUUAGAAGAACCUGCUCUUUCGAAGCUUAAAUCGGAAAGAGACCCCGAUAAGUUAUUCAAUUUAUUCAAAGAAAAUGCCCACAAUAAACUUGUUGUUGAAAACAGGAUUGCUUUUGAAGAUACGGUUUCAAGAUUAGCUGGGGCUGGCCGAUUUGAUCACAUUGAGCAUUUACUUGAGCACCAGAAAACUCUUCCGCAAGGAAGGCGAGAAGGGUUCAUAAUGAGGAUUAUAAUGUUGUAUGGUAAGGCUGGAAUGGUUCAGCAUGCUAUUGAUACUUUCCGUGAUAUGCAUUUGUAUGGAUGUAAGAGAACCGUUAAAUCUUUAAAUGCUACACUUAAGGUUUUAUCUCAAACUCGUGAUUUGAGAGCUAUCGAGGCUUUUCUUGCUGAGGUUCCACAGGAUUUAUUUGUUGAAUUGGAUGCAUAUACGGUUAAUAUAGUUGUCAAGGCGUUUUGCGGAAUGGAUUUUCUUGAUAGCGCUUUUUUGUACAUGGUACAGAUGGAACGGUUGGGAAUAAAGCCAGAUGUUAUUACGUACACAACACUUAUCUCUGCAUCCUAUCAAAAGAACCGUUGCGAGAUUGGCAAUGGGUUGUGGAAUCUUAUGGUGUAUAAGGGGUGUAAACCUAAUCUUACAACUUUUAACGUUAGGGUCCAGUAUUUGAUUAAUAGGAGACUAGCAUGGAAAGCUAAUGAUGUAAUGCGUUUGAUGAAGAAAAUUGGUAUAGAGCCAGAUGAGGUUACUUACAAUUUGGUAAUCAAAGGUUUUUGCCAGGCCGGUUAUCUUGAAAUGGCUAAAAGGGUUUAUUCUUCUCUAGAAUUUCAUAGCACGUAUAAGCCGAAUGCUAAGAUUUACCAGACGAUGAUUCAUUAUUUGUGCAAGGGAGGUGAGUACAAUUUGGCCUAUACAAGGUGUAUAGACUGCAUGAGAAAGAAUUGGUUUCCAAGUGUGGAUACUAUUCAUUCACUGGUUCAAGGCCUAACGAGAAAUGGGCAAUUGAAAAAGGCUAAGAGGAUAAUGAGAUUGGUUAGGAAUCAUAGACCACCUUUUUCCUCAAGUCAAUUUGAUUCUUUGCAAUCUAUUUGUCGAAGAAGUGAUGGAUUGAAACCCAACCAGUUUGAUUAAUGUAUAAACACGGCUUAAAAGAAGCUAAUAAUUCUUUCAGUCCAUGCAGUUGUAGUUUUACAAAACUAAUUGGAGAUAGAUUUUUACGGUUCACAAUAACAUCAAAGCAGCGGCAGAUCCCAUUUUUGUUGAAUUAAUUUGGUGUGAGUCUCAGAUUAAUGAGAAUGCCAAUGGAGAGCAUAAUCCAAAUUCCUCUUCAACUAAACACUUUCACUCGACCAGCAUCGGUACCAUUUGCUUUUCGGCAGGACCGGGAGGUGCACUUGGAUGCAUUCUACUUGUUAAAAGAAUUUGAGUUCUGUUUCUUCCGUGGAAGUGCAUUAUUUACAAGGCUCUAAGAAGGGUGAACAACAGCCUGUGAAACUGAAUCCUUGGGUGAAAAACAAAAGAGAAAAAUGCAGCUACUGGUUUAGGCUUGAAAUAAUGUCAUAUUUGUUUUUAUAAUGGGGGCUUAGUGGAAGAAUUCUAUAACAUUUUUUUUCUGAACUUUGUGUUCCACAGGUUUCAACCUAACUUGUAAAUGUGUUCCUUCAAGCUAUCAUUCCUUUUUGCUUGUGAAAUGGCACUGCUAUGCUCCUUACACCAAUAGUAGUUUUGUAGAUUUUUUUUUUUUUUAAAUUUUACAAACGAAUUAAUAAAUUAUUUAAUUUAUUUUUUGAAUGGAAGGGUAUAUUUUUCCACUUA